AUGUACACCAAAGCUUCUUCGACUUGCGGAACAGGUAGUGUAAACGUUACUGCUGUAAACGACACUAUGUGGACCAUACUCACGCCGUUGAACCUCGCGGGCUUUUGCAAAGACGUGCUUAGCGACAUCACAGCAGAGAAGUUGUGUUCUGACUGCUACAUGAAGACUGUACAGUUAGGAUUCAGCGAGCCGCUAGAGGCCGAUGACGGAUGGACGCCAGACGAUUUUAACUCACUGAAGCAAUCUUGUGGUAUACCCACGAGUUCGUACCCCGUGAAGCCAACUUCACCAGUGGGAACACCCGGCCCAACACCUACAUGCACGACCAAAGCCACUGCAAAGGCCGGCGAUACCGCCAACGCACUUGCCAAAAGUCUCUCCGUCUCGACCGACCGUCUUCUUACUUACAACAACCUUCCUUUGUCGAUGAAUGAGACUUUCAAGGGAGGAGAGGUUCUGUGUCUCGACAAUGUUGCGAAAUGUGUGCUUCGCCAAGUUGUUGUGGGCGAUACUUGCAGCUCUCUGAUCAAAGCCAGUGGCAGCGGUGUAGAUUCGCUCAUGUUCACCAGCUGGAACCCAACAAUCGGUCACGAUUGUCUGAACCUUGCAUCCAUGGCAGGCAAAUAUAUUUGCAUCUCCCCGCCGGGAUCAACGACACUCUUCACGCCAAUUGGAGGCGAACCAACACCUCCGGCCACGACCAGCAAGGCACCAGAAUCGACCUAUAGCUGGGGCAGCGUGCCAAACUCGGUGUCUAGCUCUAUGAACUUUACAACGUCUUGGUUGUUCCCGACAGACGGGGUGUCGAUACCAACGCUCACUGCAACCGCACAACCCCCAGAGUCCGUCACCGCGAUCGCGGCCCGCAUUUCCAACUGCCCCUUCCUCAAAGAAGACGAUCCAUCCUGGGACGCGGGACUAGCCGACGACGAAGUCCACCUCCACUCCUGGGACCUCUCCGACGAAUGCCUAGAGUCCUGGGACCCCUACUGCAACCCCGACCCCACUGCCGCCAUUCUUCCCAGUCCUACCAACAUCGCGUCCUCAUGCUACCCCACCGUUUCCACCAUCAUCCCUGACGGCUGGGUCGCUCCUCCCGCGCCCACCAGCACGGGUACACCCAACAACUGCAACAAAUGGCACGUCGUUGGUCCGGGCGAUACUUGCAACGGCGUCGAAGCAAAAUACAAGAUCUCGGACUCGUUGUUCCGGCAAUGGAACCCCACCAUCAAUGCGCAGUGCGGGAAUCUGGGUACAGGCAUGGCAUAUUGCGUGAGAGUGUGGAUCGAGCCCUCUACUACCAUCUCCUCGAUGCCGAUAACGAGUACGAUGAAACCGUCUUCCGUAUCGUCUGCGGGUCCGCCGGGCCCAACACAGUCGGGUACUAGCCCGACUUGUACGAAGUGGCAUGUGUAUAAGCAGGGUGAUACUUGCGAAUCGAUUGCGACGCAGUAUGGCAUUAUUGUCAGUCGAUUCCGCCAAUUGAAUAGGGGCGUCGACUCGCAGUGCAGUAAUUUGGUUCUUGGAAACGCUUACUGUGUGGGAUGA
Lindgomyces ingoldianus is the source of this 1548-nucleotide messenger RNA. RefSeq lists its product as uncharacterized. The transcript has 4 exons. The record is from RefSeq and is a predicted model, not a curated record. The coding region runs from base 1 to 1548 and encodes 515 amino acids. Lineage: Eukaryota; Fungi; Ascomycota; Dothideomycetes; Pleosporales; Lindgomycetaceae.